Molecule: messenger RNA, 1796 nt
Organism: Cornus florida
Lineage: Eukaryota; Viridiplantae; Streptophyta; Magnoliopsida; Cornales; Cornaceae
Product: protein BASIC PENTACYSTEINE6
Exons: 5
Coding region: 367-1368 (333 amino acids)
Biological process (GO): response to ethylene
Cellular component (GO): nucleus
Molecular function (GO): sequence-specific DNA binding; DNA-binding transcription factor activity
Source: RefSeq, a predicted model, not a curated record
ACAGUGACAGGUAAAACUGGAAUAAAAAGUGGGUCUUCUUUGUCCCCUUCAACAACUCCUCUUCUUUCUUCAGACAUUUUCAUCUCCGAUUUAGGGUUUUGACUCUCUCUCCACAACAAUCCGUCUCUCCAACCGCACUCACUGUUUGGGGCAGUUUACGGACGGAUUAUUAGGGAAGAUCCUGCUUUUACAGGGAAGAUCCUGCAAGGGAUGGGUUUCUACUUUUGAUGUCUCUCUAUUGAUGGUUUGGUUAAAAGGGUUCUGAGACUGGGCAGCUGCUUGAUACUCAUUUCACUAUGUCACGUUUAUAGCCGAGGUUAAAAGUUGAAACUAAUAUCUGCAGCUGUUGCAGACUUUGGAUCUCAGAUGGAUGACAGCGGUCAUCGUGAAAAUGGAAGGCAUAAGCCAGCUCAGGGUCAGUGGUUGAUGCAGCAUCAACCGUCUAUGAAGCAGAUAAUGGCCAUUAUGCAAGAAAGAGAUGCUGCUAUUCAAGAAAGAAAUUUGGCCAUGUCCGAAAGGAAGACAGCACUGGCGGAGCGAGACAUGGCUAUCCUGCAGCGAGAUUCAGCAAUUGGAGAACGAAAUAAUGCCAUUAUGGAACGAGACAAUGCCAUUGCUACUCUUCAGUAUCGAGAAAACUCCAUGAACAGUGGUAAUGUGUCCCCUUGCCCACCAGGAUGCCAAAUUUCACGUGGGGUUAAGCAUAUGCACCAUCCACAGCAGCAUUUACAUCAUCAGGCCCACUUGGGCGAACCUACAUACAAUACAAGAGACGUGCACAUGAGUGAUGCCCUCCAAAUGUCUCCAGUUGCUUCAGAGCCUCCAAAGUCCCGGCGGACUAAACGCUCAAAGGAGGCCAAAGUAAUGACAACUAUUAAAAAGGCUUCAAAAUCUUCAAAGAGGGUUAAAAAGGAAGGUGAGGACCUGAACAAGAUGAUGUUUGGCAAAUCAAAUGCAUGGAAGGGAGGACAUGAUGUGGGUGGCGGGGGUGAUGACCUCAACCAACAACACAUGGGCAUGCCAAAAUCUGAUUGGAAGAAUCAGGACCUGGGGCUAAACCAGGUUGCAUUUGAUGAUUCAACCAUGCCAGUGCCAGUCUGCUCAUGUACUGGAACCCUGAGGCCGUGCUAUAAAUGGGGUAAUGGUGGUUGGCAAUCUUCAUGCUGCACAACCACCGUGUCUAUGUAUCCGCUGCCCGCGGUGCCUAACAAGCGUCAUGCUAGAGUAGGUGGUCGGAAGAUGAGUGGAAGUGCUUUCAGCAAGCUGCUUAGCCGGCUCGCCGCAGAGGGGCAUGAUCUAUCAAAUCCAAUUGAUCUUAAGGACCAUUGGGCGAAACACGGUACAAAUCGCUACAUCACCAUCAAAUAGAUUUGUAAAGAAUGUUGCAAAUGUAUGGAGGAUAAAUAAAGUCAGAGAACAGCAUCCAAUGAUAAGGGUAUGCAUGCUCGAAGUAGGAUGUCCAGCCUAAUUAUCAGUUACCAUAUUUUUCCGUCUCUGUGUCUUCUCCUCUCGCCAUAUAAAAGGAUGUUGACAAAAGGAUAAGGAGCUGUGUUCAUGCUAAUAUGUCGAAAUUGAACCAUCUAUUCAUGCAACUAAAUAUAAUUGUAAAGCAGGUUUGUAUUUCAAAUGUUGUUGUAUUUGCAUUGACCAUAAAUGUUUAAUUUAUCAUAGGUGUUUUAGUAGGUGUUGCCACGUUGUGUCUCUAGAGUUUCUGGUUUGUCAAUGUAAAAUAUGAUGACAUGCUUUUAUAAAUUUUGUAGCUGUUUGAUAAUCUAAUGCUAAAGAUGCGGUGGAAA